AUGAUGCUCGAGCUCGAAGAAGCGUAUUCCAUGUUCGAUGUAGACGACAGAGUGAAAUGCAUCGUCUUCACUGCGACAGGGAAGAUAUUCUGCGCAGGCGCGGACCUGGAAGUGGGUUUUGUGGGCGGCAGGGAACCGAUUAAUGAGCACAGGGACGGUGGUGGGAGAGUCACCCUCGCCAUCCACAACUGCCGCAAGCCCACCAUCGGCGCCCUAAACGGCAGCGCAGUCGGCGUCGGCAUGACCAUGACGCUCCCCAUGAACAUCCGUAUCGCGCCCAAAACCGCAAAGAUUGGCUUCGUCUUCGCGCGCCGCGGGCUCGUCAUGGAGGCGUGCAGCUCCUUCUUUCUACCACGGCUGAUCGGGCACUCGCGUGCGAUGGCGGCGAUUACGACGGGCUCAACGUAUCCUGCAGCAGACCCUAUUUGGGCGGGCUUGUUCGCGUAUACUGUGGACAGACCGGAAGAUGUGUUUCCUAAAGCGAUUGAGAUUGCGAAUGAGGUUGUGAAGAACACAAGUGUAGUGUCUACUUAUCUUAUGAAGGAGAUGAUGUUUAGGGACACGGGGAGUGCUGAGGGGCAGCAUUUGCUGGAUUCGAGGAUCUUGUAUGAGUUGUUCACGUCUGCGGACAACAAAGAGGGGGUGCAAAGUUUCUUGCAGAAACGGCCUGCGCAGUUCACUGGAACGAUGGAUAACACGCUCGUCUCAGCGUAUCCGUGGUGGAAUCCAAUUGAUGUUGUGGGAAAGCCGAAAGUCGAGGGUGCAAGAGCUAAGCUAUAA
This is a messenger RNA of Didymosphaeria variabile, 780 nucleotides long. RefSeq lists its product as uncharacterized. The record is from RefSeq and is a predicted model, not a curated record. Bases 1 to 780 code for a protein of 259 amino acids. NCBI's taxonomy places the organism in Eukaryota, Fungi, Ascomycota, Dothideomycetes, Pleosporales, Didymosphaeriaceae. The transcript is spliced from 3 exons.